Acanthosepion pharaonis is the source of this 801-nucleotide messenger RNA. The record is from the annotation of a GenBank genome assembly. NCBI's taxonomy places the organism in Eukaryota, Metazoa, Mollusca, Cephalopoda, Sepiida, Sepiidae.
AUGGCUUGCAGAAAUUUGGAAAAGGCUGAAGCAGCUGCUGAAGAAAUUCGCCAAAAGACUGCAGUUGAUCCCAGUCUUGUGUCCGUCGUGCAAUUGGACCUUAGUGAUUUCGAUUCGGUUCGAGACUGCAGCCGGAAAAUUUAUGCAUCUGAACCAAGACUUGAUGUUCUGAUAAACAACGCCGGUGUUGGUUUAGGAUAUGACAAAAACUCCAAACAAGGUUAUGAAUACACAUUUGUGUCCAACCAUCUUGGACAUUUUCUUCUUACUCAUCUACUCCUUGGUUUGCUUAAAAAAUCCAGUCCAAGUCGAAUAAUCAAUGUCAGUUCCUUGAGUCAUCAUAACAUGAUCAGACUUCCAGACUUUAGCCGGGAAGCAAAACCAGGAUCUGACAGGAAAUAUCCUGGACUUUUUGGUUAUCCAACAAGUAAACUUGCCCAAAUCCUCCAUACAAAUGUCCUGGCUAAACAACUUAAGGAACAUGGCAUUGUUGCUAACAGCAUGCACCCAGGAUAUGUGUCGACUGGAAUUUGGUAUCCAGAUGGUGAGAAGAAGAUUCUUAUCAAGUUGAUGAAGUUCUUAGGAUGGUUAUCAACAAUCAUUGGACGGACUCCAAAAGAUGCAGCCCAAACUGCAAUCUACAUGGCUGCAGACCCUGCCCUAGAAAAAGUCUCAGGACAAUAUUUUGAAAAUGUGGCAAUAUCUGAUCAGCUUUCCACUUUUGCUAAGGAUCCAGAACUAGCUCAGAAAAUGUGGGAUGUUUCCAGUGAGAUGUGUGGACUGACCAAAAAAGUGGAAUAA